AUGCGUAUCGAAGAACUACUGACAGUUUUCUUGAUUACCACCGCAGUUUUCUUCCAAAGUAUGCCACUCGGCUUAGUUCUUUCAUUUGUUCUGACAAUUUAUAUCACGUUUGUAUAUGGAGAUUUCAUUCAUCGCUCUUAUCUAACCCUUAAUCGAGAUCUAAGCGGCUUAUUUCUGAUUCUUGAAAUUAAGUUCGAUUUAUGGAGACGCUUGCGUGAGAACAAAGGUCUUCAUGAAAUAUUUCUCAAUGUUGUCCGAAAGAAUGAAAACAAAACGGCUAUGAUUGAUAUAGAAACUGGCCGUAGCUUCACUUAUGACCAGUUCAACAAAGAAUGUAAUCGAUAUGCCAAUUAUUUCCAAAAACAAGGUUUACGUGCUGGAGAUGUAGUUGCUUUGUUUAUGGAAAACUCAGUUGAUUUCGUUGCGGCUUGGAUGGGUUUGGCCAAAAUUGGAGUUAUAACAGCUUGGAUUAAUAGUAACUUGAAAAAGGAACCAUUGGCUCAUUGCAUUCAAACUAGCAAUGCUAAAGUGAUAGUUUCGAGCAAACUACUUGCCCACGGUCAGUUGUUUCAUUAA
Molecule: messenger RNA, 576 nt
Organism: Auanema sp. JU1783
Lineage: Eukaryota; Metazoa; Nematoda; Chromadorea; Rhabditida; Rhabditidae
Source: the annotation of a GenBank genome assembly